AUGAAUAGAACACCUGAAGGAUAUGAAAAACUGGAAGUUCAUUUUGGCCGGGAGGAAAAAAGGUAUGUGUGGCAUACUCACCACAUACAUGGUAAAAUGGCAAGAAGUCUUUUGAAGACAUCGCCUGACCCUGUAAAGACAAAAUUGCUGCAUCAGAUAGGAUUGUCACUUUAUAAUACUUCUCAUGGCUUCCAUGAAGAAGAAGUGAAAAAAAAACUUGAACAGUUUCCUGGUGGAUCUGUUGACCUUCAGAAGGAAAACAAUGGCAUUGGCAUUCUUACGCUGAACAAUCCAAGUAAAAUGAAUGCCUUCUCAGGCGUUAUGAUGCUACAACUUCUGGAAAAAGUGAUUGAGUUGGAAAACUGGACAGAGGGGAAAGGUGUUAUUGUCCGUGGGGCAAAAAAUACUUUUUCUUCAGGAUCUGAUCUGCAUGCUGUGAAAGCACUAGGAACUCGAAAGGCAAGUAUUGAUGGAGUGGCCUUAUGCAUGUUCAUGCAAAACACCUUAACACGAUUUAUGAGACUUCCUUUAAUAAGCGUUGCACUGGUUCAAGGUCGGGCAUUGGGUGGAGGAGCAGAAGUUACUACUGCGUGUGAUUUCAGGUUAAUGACUCCAGACAGUGAGAUCAGAUUUGUCCAGAAGGAGAUGGGCAUAAUACCAAGCUGGGGCGGUGCCACCCGGCUGGUUGAGAUCAUCGGCAGUAGACAAGCUCUCAAAGUAUUAAGUGGGGCCCUUAAGCUGGAUUCAGAAAAAGCAUUACGCGUAGGAAUGGUGGAGGACAUCUUGCAAUCUUCAGACGAAACUGAAUGUCUCAAAGAAGCGCAAGAGUGGCUACAGCAGUUUGUCAAAGGGCCACCAGAAGUAGUCAGAGCUUUGAAAAAAUCUGUUUCUUCAUGCAAAGAGCUUUGUUUAGAGGACGCAUUACAGAGUGAGAGAGAUCUUCUAGGAACACUUUGGGGGGGACCAGCAAAUUUAGAGGCUGUUGCUAGGAAGGGAAAGUUUAAUAAAUAA
Rangifer tarandus platyrhynchus (Svalbard reindeer) is the source of this 1011-nucleotide messenger RNA. The record is from the annotation of a GenBank genome assembly. Lineage: Eukaryota; Metazoa; Chordata; Mammalia; Artiodactyla; Cervidae.